UAGGACCUUGUCAGCAGUCAGCUUACAAUUUUUAACGUUGUGAGAACUUCAAGAAUAAUAAUUUCAUUAAUGUUUUCAUUUGUAACAAGAAAGAAAAGAAACAAUAUAUAUUCAUACUGUGUCAUAUAACUAAUAAAUACUUUGGUAAUUAAUGAAAAUGAUUAUUGUAAUAUCCCGAAUGGAAAUGGCAUAGAUUAUGACCAAAAAAAUAUUUAUAUGAUAUAAAAUAUUUACAUGAUGGGUAACGAGAACUCUCAAUUGAACGGCCUAGAAAUAGAAGAAAAGGCCAUCGAAAUAACAGAUUUUUGGUCGCAUUAUCAGGCUACCAUUAAAGACAGUUGUAGAUAUGUUAGCUUAAAGAGUGAUGGUUCAGUUUCUGUUUUUAAAGGAUUAUCAGUAUUAGGGCCACUAUGGACAGUGUCAACACCGUUAGAAAAGUUUUCAAAUAACCUUUUAAAGUAUCGCCAUCCAUGCAUAGUGAAAUACUUAUCAGCUUGGCAGCAAAGAUCUACUUUUCAUUUAGCUACAGAGUAUAUUCAGCCCUUGGCACACAUUUUAAAUUCGCAAACACCUCUUCAAAUUUGUAUAGGACUGAAUAAUAUUUUGCAAGCCUUAGUUUUUCUUCAUGAACAGGCAGGCAUGUCACACAACAAUGUCUGUGUAUCAUCUGUUUAUGUAUCUGGGGAUGGCCAAUGGAAACUUGCAGGAUUACAAUAUUUAUGUACAUUUGCUGAAUUAAAUGUAGCUUAUUUAAAACAUGCUAGAAUACACAGGUAUGACAAAGCAAUUGACCCAAAUGAAGAUUCACAUGAAAUUACCUCCAAGGUAGAUCAAUAUGCCUUUGCCGUUUUAGUUGAAGAUGUCUUUCAAGGCCAUAGUGAUGAUGAAGUCCCCCAUUUGAAGGAAUUUAAAACAUACUGCAGAAAUGAUCUGCAGAAUCCAAGUCCUGAAAAAAGACCCAAUUUAUCUGAAAUAUUAAAAGACAACUUUUUUAAUCAUGAAUUCAUUUCCAUAUAUAAAUUUCUCAAUUUCCUACCUCUAAAAAAUGAAGAUGAAAGAACUGAAUUUUUCUCAAACAUUUUGAGUCACCUAAAGUGUUAUGAUGAAGAAACUGUAGCUAAACAGCUUGGAGGAUUGUUACUAUCAAGACUUACUCUUCUAGAUCAAACAGCUCGAAAAGAUGUUUUACCAUUUAUAUUGAAACCUAAAAAUGAGAGAUUGCAAAAUGGCGAAUCUACUGGAUUCUUUAGUCUUAACAUAUUCAAGGAACAUUUAAAACCAAGACUACUUCAGUUGUUUAGUGUAAGAGAUAGUCAAAUUCGUAUGCUGUUAUUGUCUCAUUUUACUAAAUUUGUCCAUGUGUUUUCUCACGAGGAACUCUCGCAUCAAAUUUUACCAGAGUUACUUUUAGGUAUAAAAGAUACAGAUGAUAAUCUAGUAGCUGCUACUUUAAUCUGUCUCAGUGAAUUAGUUCCUAUAUUAGGUGCUGAUACAGUAGUUGGAGGAAAAAGAUCAAAACUAUUUACAGAUGGUAGACCCAAGGGAAAUUUAACAAAUACUUACACAAAAAUUGACAAUGACUUCUUUUUGGCAAACAAAGUACUUCGAGAUUUUCAUUGCUCCCAACCUAUUUUCCCAGUUGAUGUAAGUACACCGGUAUUUGAACAAACUAUUACUCUAAAUGAAAGACCUUCUCCUGUUGGUGGUGAAGCAAUAGAAAAUGAUACAAUAGCAAUAGAUCCUCAGAGGAAUAAACUAAUUGAAUCAGAAGAUGACUGGGAUGAUUGGGAUAACUCUAACCGACAAUUAGUAACAAUUAACAAAUUACAAGAUGAUGACUAUUAUUUGAAGAAAGAAAUACCACGAGAAACACAGUUUACAGAAUCAUUACCACAAAUUUCAAUAACCGAUAAUGAAAAACAAACAUCUAAAUCUGCACUGCUAGAAAAAGCUGCUCUUGAAGCUAAAAGAAAUAUAUUAGAUAUAUCUGAAUUGGAUAUAAAGACUAAAAAGAUAGAAAUUAGCAAGGAAAAGGACGAUUUUGACUUUUUCGCUGAUAUGAUGCCAGUUAUAGAAAAACAAAAAAUAGUCACUAUUGUUGAAAAAUCGGAAAACUUCAAUAAGUUAAACUUUGUACCCGAUGAAGAAGCAGAUGAAAAUGAUGGAUGGGGAGAUAAUUGGAAUGAAUGAAAUUAUCUGUAUGGAUGAUAAUAAUGACACGAGUGUAUUCUGUAUGGAUAUGAAAUGUAUAUUACUUGUAUAAAGUAAAUGUAUGUAAAAAUCAUUGAUAGAAAUAAUCAUAUCAUAUUUUAAUCACACUCAAUAUAAACUUUUGCAUUUUAAAUGUGAGAAUCCAGUCUGAAAUAUGAUGUAAAAUAAGGUGUAAAAACAUAAUAUUAUAUUGAAUAAGAAAUUAUUGUUUAGUCCUUUUUGUACCUAAAUAGUUUAUAGUAGAGGUUGUGUAUUAUAUAUUUAUGUAAAGCAAUAUUAGUAAAAAAAAAAAUUUAUCACAAAUUUAAUGAAAUGCUUAACAUAAGAUUUGACCAAUGGGGGGAACGUAGGAGACUCCUGACAUCUGACGGUGAUGAAUUUUGUACAUCUUCGCUCAGUAGCUCAAUGCCGCGCUGGGUCUGAGCUUGCUCCCUGCAUUACGAGAUUUGCUGCUUAAAGCAUUGCUGCUUUCAUUUUUACAAUUACAAGUUAAUCUGUAAAUAAUUAUAUAUAUAUAUAUAUAUAUAUAUAUAUAUAUAUAUAUAUAUAUAUUGUAUUAGAUGUAUCACUGUUAUGUAAACCACAAAAUAUUACAAUAUUAAAUUAACAUUUGUAAUGUAGUGAUUUAAGUUUAACAAGAUGGCUUGGCCUAAUAAAUCUGACAUUAAUUGUCUUUAAUGUUUUAUUUAAAAUGCAUGGAAUAAUACUUAAGUAUAUAAAGAAUACUGACACAUUCCAAAUCAAAACAAUCUAUAACAACAAC
Molecule: messenger RNA, 2974 nt
Organism: Nymphalis io (European peacock)
Lineage: Eukaryota; Metazoa; Arthropoda; Insecta; Lepidoptera; Nymphalidae
Product: protein-associating with the carboxyl-terminal domain of ezrin
Exons: 7
Coding region: 235-2190 (651 amino acids)
Biological process (GO): protein phosphorylation
Molecular function (GO): protein kinase activity; ATP binding
Source: RefSeq, a predicted model, not a curated record